Molecule: messenger RNA, 4516 nt
Organism: Haliotis rufescens (red abalone)
Lineage: Eukaryota; Metazoa; Mollusca; Gastropoda; Lepetellida; Haliotidae
Exons: 5
Coding region: 2776-3681 (301 amino acids)
Source: RefSeq, a predicted model, not a curated record
AAAUGUCGGUUGGAUAGACAGGGUCGUGUUGUCGUGCCUGAGGGUAAUGGACCUGAUAUUUGGGUGUCAGCUAUUUUGGAGGUUUAUUGAUAUAUGUGAUUGAGAGCCCCCUGCUGAGUUCCUAUAUUAGUGUAGUCAUAACGAGAGAUUUGGCAGAGGGAAUUUCGACAAAUUGGCAACAGUCUGAAACAGAGCUGAUUUUCUCUAGUGGGACUUGUCUUGAAGAUAUAAAUCUGUCGGUUGAUGAAGCAUUCAGGAUUGUGUUGUGUCUGGAGCCGUGAGAUCGCCAUGUGACACAAAAUCAUUGACACAAGCAUUGUAACAGUAUUCUCUGGAGGCAUACGUUGUAACAGUAUUCACUGGAGGCAUACGUUGUAACAGUAUUCUCUGGAGGCAUACGUUCUAACAGUAUUCUCCGGAGGCAUACGUUGUAACAGUAUUCUCCGGAGGCAUCCAUUAUGACCAGUGUUAUUAGUUGUCAUGUAGAUGUGAUGAUUAGGUUUGUCAUGGGAAACAGCAUGUCACCACAAACGGAACAGAAUGUGCAAAGGCGGAAAAAGACAUCUUUAGUUAAGGUGUUUCAGUGGGAUUAAUCCUACUUUUAUGGAUACCAAAAGAAAAAAUUGUUGAAUGAACAGGGAAAAUAAGGCACCAUGUAUGCAAUGUUAUUAUAAACAGGAACUAACAGAAGUUUAUUGAUCCAAGGUAGACUAAUGGACUCCUGAGUUAUAUCCUGAUACAGCCACUGGCAGGAAGACGUCUUGUGACUAACUUACGGCAAGAUGUGAUGAUGUGAAGACAGUUUCAUUGAUUUCCUUGUGUGUGUUACAGCUAGACAUUAUAAUGGACACAUCAAACCUUGGGGCUGUCAGAUUCUUCCUUGUGUAUUGAUACCAGCAAGGCAAAAUUCAGUCGGGAUCCUCAGCUAAGGGAACAGAAAUUUGCUUUUCGUCCUAACUUGUAUGACUAUUUGAGAACACUGGACCGUGAAUGUAUAUACUGAAUAUAAAUUCAGGUGGUCUUUUGUUGUAGUCAAGAAAGUUUGUAUGUGACAUGUGUUAUAAUUUGAACAGUGGUGACGGAAUGCUUACGGUUGCUGUGUCUGUGUCAUACUGGUUCUGAAGUUGAUUUAAGAUGUAUUGUCUGAAGAUGUGAUAAACUAACUACAAGAAGUGACCAGCUCCUUACACUAUCUGUCCUUAAGUUCAGCAAGUCGUAACAUUUUGAGGGCAUGAAAGUCCUUCCGAUUAUACCCUCCUAUCUCAGGUGCCGGCCUGGGUAAGCAGAGUUCCUAGUCCACAGAUUAUCUAGUACCAGGACGCGUUGCUAGAAGGGUCAUAUCUUGGCUCACUAAGGAGCUACAUACACACAAAAGCUAUUUUCUUUCUGAGGACUUUGUACUGCUAUCACUUUCAUAUUGCAGAGUGUCUGAAUUGGGGACAUGUUUAUGAAAUAGGUAUCAAGACUUAAAUGUAUAUUCAGCCUAGGGCUGAACUUUUCAUUCUGUCGUGGAGCCUCUAUCAAUGAGGAGAGUUCAGAAAUCAAUUUGCACAUGAAAGGAAUAUUCUUACGAGGAUUUUCUCAUCGAUCAUGGAGACUUUAAGUAAAGACAAGAUGACUCCGGUAGCCAGGCACUAGUGAAGAAGGUAUUCAGAGCUGUGUGUGUAGGUAUAGCGAGUGGUAUAGUGGGUGAUAGUUUGUAGUAACUACCACCAGUCAAGGAGAGGGAAAGUCAGGCAUGUGACAAUAGCCUCUCAACUACCUUAGGAAUAAAUCCUUGUAUCAAUAGCAUUAGAACAGGAUUGGCUCACCCUGCUUAGUAGUCUGUGUAUUGUAGACAGAGGGCUGUUGAGCAAUUCCUAAUCAGAUAACCUUCCAAUCAGAUACACUCCAAUACACAUGGUUACAUGGCCGGUUUUGAUUCUUACAUUAAUCAUAUAAGCCUAUCAUCAAACAGUCAUCUGCUUGGUUGGACAGCUGGUCGAACUGGUGGUUUCACUAGAAGUGGAAUGGACAUGUACUGUGUUCACUAGAAGUGGAAUAGAUGUGUACUGUGUUCACUAGAAGUGGAAUAGACGUGUACUGUGUUCACUAGAAGUGGAAUAGACAUGUACUGUGUUCACUAGAAGUGGAAUAGACAUGUACUGUUGGAGGUAGCGUGUGAUGUGAGGGCUCUGUGAUGAAUUGUGCUGCAUGGAUUUGACAGUCACAAGCGGUUGUUACACACUGCGUCAUAAAAUCGACAAUGUAGAUAUGUGAAUCAUGAAUUAUUUUGGAUCACCAACUUGAAAACUUGUUGACAUUUUGUCAAUGUCUUCAUGACCUAUGCUGUGACCAGAAAUGGAUAUUAUGUGUUGUGUAACGCUGGAUAUGUAGAUUGAGUUCUCAAGGAUAAUGUUAACAUACCACAGUCAACAAUCUCAACACAAUGGCUUGAAGAGUGUCAAAAACAUGGCAGAGAAUGUUACCUUUUCAUUUCUGGCGCACAUGUUUUAAAAAAACCCUUUUUGAGCUGAACUGGUUGUGGUUAUUUCAUUCUGUGAGAUUAUCAAAGUCGUUAUGGAAUUUCAUGAUUCUUAAUGACAUAAUUAACAUUGUGUUAAUAGCAUAACCCUCCUGGAUGGCAGAGCAAGUGUGAUUUAAAGUCAGUGAUAUGUUUCAUGUGUAGACAAUGUGCAGCUGACUGCGGUACAGAUACGUCUUACUUUGGAUAUUGUGCGCGUUAACUAAACAGACAUUCGGACAUUUCAGUGUGGGGAGGAUCGUGUGAUCAUCAUGACUCCCUCUAGUCUUGUUGUCACGCCGAUUCUCACUCGACCAAAGACAACCAAUGGGAUGCUACGGAAUGCGUCCCUGCGGAACAUUUAUGGCAGGAGAUGUUCCUAUACUCUGCUUGGGGAAAACAAGUAUCUCCGAUUUAAGGAGAGGCCAUAUUCAUCGGGCAACAACCCAUGUUCUUCCAGUACGCCGACAGUGCCGUUCUCCACUGCAGACCUGCUGUACAACCCGGAGGCGAGUCGGCCUGCCCCUCCAGCUGAGGACUUCUCCACCACCGAUCUAGUCUACUUCGACCGGGACAAGGACAAGCUCAAACUGCGGGACAUCGACGCCAACAGGAGGCCCAGCAGCAGGAACAACUCCAGAAGAUCCAUAUCACUGGAAAAAGUUAAUUUUGAAGGGGAAAAGGAUGAGCUGCGGCCUAUUAAGAACACGUUCCCCACAGCCAAGGGGCAGAACCAUGGCAGGACCAACGGGGUCCGUGGAACACUGCUGAGAAGUGAUCAGUUACUGAAUCACAAAAACAAUGUGCAAGGACGGGAGUCCGAUGACCUUGUAGCUAUGGGCACAAUAUGGAGUCCGAACUUACAACAACGCAACUCCACAACAACGUCCACAACGACGUCCAAGUCUUUCUCUCUUACUUCCACGUCUAACACAUCCAAUGUGAACCUCCGGAAAGGCCCAAGUGCUCCCACUACACGUGUUGGCUUCCCAAACAAUUUCUCCACAUCCAGAUCUACUGCCAAAGAUAGUGAACCAAAAUAUACAGACCCAGUUUCAGGAGCAUCGCCUUCGUUCCAACAAAGACUAAUGGAGUUGUCUGCCCUUGAGGCAGAAACCGUGCGAUGGGAAAGAACUAAGAAAAUUAAGAAAAAGGCCAAACAAGAUCGUGAUUCUUGAUGUUGUUUGUAGGUGUAGAUAUUGUUGAGAUGCCAAGAUGGUAGCAGGAUGCAAUAAGGUGUCCCCUCAGCCUGCUGCAGGAGCCGUGCCAGUGGAGGGAGGAUGCUCUGUGUCUGUGUGUUCCGUAGGACCGUACUUCGGAAGCUGGGAGAACUUGUCAGUGCUCAGCGUGGAGUGUCAGACUGGCAUCCCCCUACUGGACACGGUGUAGUCAUGAUCCUCUCUGUGAUGCCUACAGUAUUUGACAGACCAUGAGGACUACGUAAUGGACAUGUUUGUCUUAGUGUGUGAUCUGCUCACUCCUAUAUUUCACAAACUAUUUUUUCACUACUUCGAUUAAGUAAUAACCAAUUGGGUGAAGAUGGUUAAAACCUGGAGCAUUAUAUUUUUCAUAUAUUUCUGACAGGUGUGACUUGAUCAAGCUUUCAAAGUGUGUUACUGAAAACUCCCACCUGACUUGUCCCAUAUGUCACAUAGGGUAUUUAUGAACAGUAUUGCAGCGACUACGGUAAAGAUCAUUGAGUAUUCGUGCCAUGAUACAAGUAAGGUAUCAUGAUAUCAUGCAUAAUGAUCAAAACACUAAAGCUUAUUUUUUCCAUUUCAAUAAUAUUUUGAUAUUUUCCGUUAUUUCUCUGGAACAAUUUGGAAGAUAGUGUGAAAGAUUAUAUUCUGUUUUCUGAAAUAUGAAGAUGAGUUCUCAAUUAUCAAUUUACCGUAUUUGACGUAAUAAGCGCCCCGCUCUAAUAAGCGCCCAUGGCGAUAAUUUCUAAUAUAUUGGCUUAGUGAACAAUCCCAAUUAGCGCCCCUUCCGAUUGAUCAAUGUACACAAGACUUA